AUGGUGCGAUUUCUUUCUGGCUUCGCCUCCGGUCUUUUUGGCGGGGGUUUUGUGUGCGCCGUCUCUUCUGCGUGGCAAUUGCAGCCUCUUGUGGCGGAGUGUGCCGCACGAAAGUCAACAUUUACGCCUGAUGAAUUUCGCCCGUUUAAACUCCUUUCAUCGCGGUAUGAGUCUCACGAUACGCGGCGGCUGUACUUUGGGCUUGAGAGCGCAGAAACACCGUUUUCAAUGCCUGUAGCCUCCUGCAUCGUCGCGAAGGUAACGGAUGCGGAUGGAAAGGAUGUGUUGCACCCCUUCACACCCAUCACGGCGAAUAACACGAAGGGACACUUUGAAGUGAUCGUCAAUAAACGGCCAAAGGAUAAGAUGAGCACACACCUCUUUCAAAUGCAGCCCGGUGAGGAGCUGUUGGUGAAGGGCCCAUUUGAAAAGUUUGUGUAUAAAACAAACAUGUGGGACAGUGUGGGUAUGCUCGCCGGCAGCACAGGAAUAGCGCCCAUGUACCAACUCUUGCAGGAGAUCUUGGCAAACCCAAAGGACAAGACGCAUGUUUCUCUGGUCUACGCGAAUAACCAACGUCGUGAUAUUUUACUGGCGAAUGAACUGACAACCCUUCAGAAGACCUACAACAACUUUAAUCUCUAUCUAACUCUACUGGAAGUUCCACACCGAUGGUUGGGCGGGAUUGGGGCCAUCAAUGAGGCAAUGAUCCGAACUUAUAUGCCGAAACCAGGUCAAAAACGUACAAAGAUUCUUGUAGCAGGUCCACCUGCAAUGUUAGCGGAGUUAGCAGGCGAUAAAGUCUUUGCGGAAGGCAAAGCCCCUGAGCAGGGUCCACUACUUGGACUUUUAAAGAAUUUGGGUUAUACUGAAGAUCAAGUGUUCAAGUACUGA
This is a messenger RNA of Trypanosoma theileri, 894 nucleotides long. Its product is annotated as putative NADH-cytochrome b5 reductase. The record is from RefSeq and is a predicted model, not a curated record. NCBI's taxonomy places the organism in Eukaryota, Euglenozoa, Kinetoplastea, Trypanosomatida, Trypanosomatidae. Gene Ontology annotation, molecular function: cytochrome-b5 reductase activity, acting on NAD(P)H. The transcript has a single exon. Bases 1 to 894 code for a protein of 297 amino acids.